AAUGGCAAACGUGAGCUAUUUGGCAUGGGAGCAUGGCUGCGCAAGCGUUAUGCAGACUUUACGGCGCCAUACUAUCACCCAGACGCAGUUUAUGCACAGGCAACGGGCGUUGCACGCACUCAUAUGACUCUGCAGACGGUGUUGGCGAGUUUUUUCCCACCGAACGAUACUCCCCUGGAAUGGAAUCCAAAAUUUAAUUGGCAACCCGUGCCGAUAUUUUCACAACCACUCAAUGAGGAUACACUUCUGUUGGUGCGAACGUCUUGUCCACGGUAUUUCGAGGCCAUAGAUGAAGUUCUAAAACUGCCUAAUGUGCGAGCAGAAAUCGAACCAUAUCGCGGCAUGCUAAACGAGUUAACAGCAUUUACCGGCAUGAAUAUAACAGAGCCAGAAGAUGUACAAUCGCUUUACUUAACACUUUUAGCAGAGCAAGAAUUCGGCCUGCGACUACCUCAAUGGGCCAAAAGUUAUUUUCCCCACCGAAUGCAAUUCCUAACGGAUCAGAGUUAUAUUUACAAUGUUUAUACACCGGAGAUGCAAAAGAUUAAGGCUGGACCAUUUUUGAAAAAAAUGUUUACCGAAAUGCUGGAAAAACGUGAGGGCCAACUUACGCCGAGUAAAAGAAAAUUAUUUAUUUACACAGGUCACGAUACCACCGUGGUGAAUAUACUAUCAGCAUUGAAAAUAUGGAAGCGUCAGCUACCUCGAUAUUCGGUUAUGACAAUUUUUGAAUUACACAAAAACAAGGAUACCGGAGAGUAUUAUGUGGAGAUUUAUUUCCGUAGUCAUGCCAAAGCACCACUUGAGCAAUUAACAAUUCCAGGCUGUGAUUUUCAAUGUCCUUUAGACAAAUUAAUCGAAUUAAAUGCAGAUGUGAUUCCUACAGACGCUAAUAAUGAGCGUUGCUCUGCGAAGAAUGAAGAUUUUACAGAGCCUCCGCUGCGGGGACCCUAAGUGAUUUACUUACAAACAUAGUAUUGUUUUAGCCUAAUUUGUUUUUUUUUUAUUAGUUUUAUAUUUUACAAAAUUUUCUUUGAAUUUUACUUUAACUACUAAAAAGUAUGUAUGUAUAAGCUCGUUAAGUAUGUAAAUUGAAUUUGUUUAUAAAUUCCUAAAUAUUUGAAAGUAACAUUUUGGUAUUUCCUUACUUUUGAACGAUUUUAUGUGCAAUUCUAUGAGCAGAGAUACGAUUUUUGAACCCAUGCAUUGCUUCCAUGUAAAAAGCUUAUCAGUAAAACCGUUCGCGUUUCGAACUUGAUUCGAACCGGUUACCAAGUUCGAGAAACCCGGGUUUUUAAUACCGGUUGCCAAUUUUCAUAAAAUCGGAGAGGUCACGUCCACUGUUUUUAUUGUAGUUAUUUCAAAAUUAAAAUCGCUUUUAACGAAAUUAGUAAUUGGUACUAAGAUCUUGGACUUUUCUAAAUUGGUAACCUGUACAAAAAAACGUGCGAUCCGAUAUUUGUGAAUAGCAAGAGCGAAACCAAGCGGCAGCCUAAAAAAAAUUCGAUAACGUUAAGAAUAACAACAAAAACAUGCAUUAUUCCUUUAGUCU
Molecule: messenger RNA, 1552 nt
Organism: Rhagoletis zephyria (snowberry fruit fly)
Lineage: Eukaryota; Metazoa; Arthropoda; Insecta; Diptera; Tephritidae
Product: venom acid phosphatase Acph-1-like
Biological process (GO): dephosphorylation
Molecular function (GO): phosphatase activity
Source: RefSeq, a predicted model, not a curated record